Molecule: messenger RNA, 641 nt
Organism: Osmia lignaria (orchard mason bee)
Lineage: Eukaryota; Metazoa; Arthropoda; Insecta; Hymenoptera; Megachilidae
Gene: NHP2
Product: NHP2 ribonucleoprotein
Molecular function (GO): RNA binding
Source: RefSeq, a predicted model, not a curated record
AAUUUCAGUUUAGGUUAGUGUUCCUCAGUAUUAAAGCGCGUCAAACAUAUAGGUUGGGCGUAAAAAAGCACGUGGGCAAAUAAAAUUACAAUUUUAUUAUAAUUUUUGACUGAAAAUAACCAUUAUUGUUAUAAAAAAUGGAGCAAGUGACGGUUAAAAUGGAAAUUGACGACAGUAUGAAAGAAGGAGAUGGUGAUGUUAUAGAACUUAGUUACGAAGAAAAAUUGAAAUACACAAAUGCCAUAGCCAAACCUAUGGCUCCAAAGAAGUUAGCAAAAAAGAUUUAUAAAUGUAUAAAAAAAGCUUCAAAACAAAAAACAUAUCUUCGAAAUGGAUUAAAAGAUGUUCAAAAACACCUUCGUAAGGGCGAACAAGGGUUAGUAGUGUUUGCUGGAGACGUUUUUCCUAUAGAAAUUAUGUGUCAUUUACCAAUUGUAUGUGAAGAUAAAAAUAUUCCAUAUUGUUAUACACCUUCAAGGCAAGAUAUCGGUGCUGCAAUGGGUGUAAAAAGAGGCAGUCUUAUGGUUCUUAUUAAAGAACAUUCAGAAUAUAAGGAUCUUUAUGAUGAAAUUAAAUCUGCAAUGGUAACAUUAUCAACUCCAUUAUGAUUUCAUAUUAAUCAUUUACAUUUUUAAUCAUUU